Ornithodoros turicata is the source of this 7279-nucleotide messenger RNA. RefSeq lists its product as uncharacterized. Gene Ontology annotation, cellular component: intracellular anatomical structure. NCBI's taxonomy places the organism in Eukaryota, Metazoa, Arthropoda, Arachnida, Ixodida, Argasidae. The transcript is spliced from 10 exons. The coding region runs from base 275 to 6343 and encodes 2022 amino acids. The record is from RefSeq and is a predicted model, not a curated record. Gene Ontology annotation, molecular function: RNA nuclease activity; helicase activity; RNA binding.
CUACGCGUUCACCCACCUGCUUGCACCUACUUGCGUUUAUGCACGAGGGGCAUAGUUGGCAUAGUUUCGUUUUACUGGUUUUUGUUGGAAGACGUACUGUGUCCACCGUUUCCAAGCGGCAAGUUUAAUGCUGGAGGGGACGGGAACGUUCGUGGGACUUUUUUUACCGCCAGUCGUCCGCUUUGUCUGCUUGUGUGUUUGCAGAGAGCACACCCAACAUAUGCCGCGAGGUGUGGUACAGCCGUCCAUAAGCACUUUGGCAUGAGGACGAAACAUGGACCCUAAGAGUAAAGCCAAAGUACAUAUGCCGCAACAGAAAGGUCGUGGCACGGCGAAGCGAGGUCCCAUCCAAAACCAGCGAGACAGCAGGGGCCCCAGGCAGCCUCCCCCACAAGAUCCCUUCAGAUUACAUCACGAUCUGCUGAGCAAUCUGCUGGGCUGCGCUGACGAUCGUGACGGCAGGCACAACAUUGUAAGGCAGGGUCCCCUCUUAGGACCUUCACCAGAGCCGUACCAGCCACCAAAUUCGAGAACUAGCCACUCUACCCCGGGAAGGUACCUUGCCCAUGGCGAUGGCCGGCAUACUAACAACUACAGUGAACCGUAUCAUGCUGGUGUCACGUAUGCCUAUUCGUAUGCCACCAACAGCGAGUGCCCAGGGCAAGAUGGCUAUCGCAGGGGCUCCAUCCAGCACCAUCGCGGUGAUUACCGUGGGCAGUACAAGGGAGGUUCGGAUGUCACCUCACGUGCGGGAAGAGCCCCUUGGGGGGGCAACUUUGCAAGAAGAUGGUACAAAAAGCGAGGCCAGGGUGCUCAGAGUCAUCAGUCAGAAGGACAGAGUCUGAUUGAAUUUAAGCGACUGGUCACUCCUGGCGAACUAGAUGCUGCUUCAGAGAUGUCCGACAGUACCUCCGUGUGUACGGCAGACUGGCCAGCUGAAGAAGUUGAGGAAUACACAAGACCACACAAAGUGCUCCCUCAGGAACUUGAAGAGUUGGAAGAUGCCGUUGACGAAGCUUCGUCUCGUCCAGCACCCAGAGCAAGAGUUGGCUACAUAAGUGUAUUUUGGGACAUAGAAAAUUGCAGCGUGCCCAAAGAUGUUUCGGCAUAUGAGAUUGUGAAAAAGAUUCGUGACAGCUUUUAUAAAGGACAAAGGGAAGCAGACUUCAUUGUAGCUUGCGACAUUGUGAAGAUGAAGGCAAAUGUGACAGAGGAACUGAACAACGCCCACGUAACCGUGAUACAUGUCAGCAGCGAACGCAAGAAUUCUGCGGACGAGAAACUCAGGGUGAGGCUCCGACGGUUUGCAGAUCUUCACCAGCUUUCGGGUUCCACAAUCGUACUUAUAUCUGGAGAUGUGGAUUUUGCAGCAGAGUUGCAUGAAAUGCGCUACCACAACAUGAUUCAUGUUGUGCUGAUCCACAAUGAACAGGCCAAGAAGGAACUGGUUGAUGUUGCCAAUGAAAGUUACAAGUACGCUGACUUUGUUGGUGGUCUGAAACCGAAAGGAGUUAGCACUGCAGCUGUCAAAGAGAAAAGGCCCACUGCAAAAGCUUCACAACCAAGACCGACUGCAGGAGCUCCAGAGAUGUCUGACGGCGCAUCACCAGCACCAGAUGCAAACGAGAAAGCUACAGUAGUGCUGCAAGUGAAAAAUAACGUGGGAAACGCGGUAUUUUGGAAGAACUACCUGGCAGACGUCGUGCCACCAGAAUUUGUCCUCAAAGUGCAUCAGCCGGAAGUGCUUCACUUAUUCUACCGUAACAUGACAGUAGCCCGCAAAGCUCGCAAAGCCCUCGAAAAAAAAGCUAAGGAAGACCCUGGUGCACCUAUCUGCAUCGCAUUAGACGGUAACGAAGAACAGAGUCCUUCAACGACAACAAGUAUGGACAAGCUGGCGUGCUCCAAAAAGUUACAGAAAGCAAUGACUCUGCACAAGUUCCUAGUAGAUGCAUGCCUGCAGCAGAUCAAUAAUAUCAAGGGAAACAAGGCUAAAAAGGAAUUGAAGGUGAAACUUGACAAACAGUUGUCUUAUUACGAAGCUCAGCUGCAUGAGUUCCUUUCGGUGACAAAUACAGUGAUGCAUGAUAGCAAGGUGCAAGAUGCCUCAGAAAGAAUUGGUGCUGAGGUUCGACACCUGGAGUUGGCGCUUCCAAUAUAUGCCGUAAAAUCGAGCCUGCUCAAAAGCAUUAAAGAAGAAGACGUCACGGUUCUGUCACUUUUUCCUGGCUCUGGAAGUGGCAUCCAGCUGGCAAUGUACUUAGUAGACCUUGGGAAUCCAAAGACUCUUAUCAUAAAGCCAAACAAGCUGAGUGCACAGGGGAAUGCAACCUAUGCAAAAUCAGUUAUGGGUCUGAAGGAGGUAGAGGUGCGAACUGAGCCCACGGGCAGUAAUAGCUCCACAUCCUCUGUGGUGGUGACAACAGCUGACUGCUUUUUCUAUGAGUACCUCCAGUGUUCUGGAGGGCUUUCUGAAUUCCAGUUCAUAAUUGUUGAUGAUGUUCAGGAGAGCUGCCCAUACCAGAAUAUCAUCCUCUUGCUGUUAAAGCACAAGUUCCAAGGACAUGCAAAGAUAGUGCUGUGCAUAAGUGCAUUGUCUCAAUGCGGUAUUCUCGAAAAAAUUUUUGGGAAGGGAGCAUAUGCGCACCUAAGCUGUGGAGUUGACUUUCCAGUGAAUGUCAUCUGGAAACCAACUGGAAAAGAUGUUGUGGUGCAGUGUGUUCAGGAAGUUUUGAGUGUCAUAAGAAGUAACAAGAACCCUACAGAUAUUGUUGUCUUUCUUGCAUCAGCAGCAGAAGCAAGUCUUGCAGAUGCCCUACUGACGAGUGAAAUUGAGAAAUUACCGAAGCUAAAAGACCAGGUUGAACAUUGCUAUCUCUGGGAAGGGUGUUCCAUCUGGAAAGGACCACAGGCAUCCAAUACUUGGAGAGUAGUUUUCGCGUUGCAUGUUUCUGAUGUGAACAUUCUUCGCCCGAACUAUGUCAUCGACUGUGGUAUGUACGAACAGUUCAUCUGUAAAAACGGUGCAAAAAUGAAGCAGAAACUGGUCGUUUCUCCAGCACUAGCGAGCCAACGAAUGACUGUCGCUGGCAUGUUGCCAGAUGGGGUCUGCAUCAGGUUAUAUGCUCCAAAGGCAUUGGAGGCUCAACACCCACAGGCCAUGGAACCAUGUUUCACGGAGGACAUACUGUUGCGCCUCAUGCAUCGUAAAAUGGAUGUAAGCGAAUAUUUCCCGACAGUAUUUUCCAAGGAAUCUUACGACCACUCUCUGCAGUCUUUGAAAAUGCUUGGUGCCAUUCAAAAUGGUACGUUGACCACGGAGGGCUGUACACUAUGCCGCAUAGCUCUCGAACCCCGUUUGGCCAAACUUGCCCUUGAAGCUGCAAAGUGUAUGCCACUGGAAGAUGCCCUUGCUAUUGCUCUACUAGCCUUUGAGGAUAUUACUUGCGCAUUUUAUCCACUUGGGCCUGAAGGAGAGCGCCAGGAAAAAGCGUUUGAAAAUGUUUGCUCAUUCAGUGACAUUUUAACCACUUACCAUGACUGGUUGGAUGUUCCAAAGAAGGGGAAACCUCUAUGGUGCAAGUUGAAUGGCAUAAAUGAAUCGUUCUUGAAGUGCUUGCACAGAUCUAUCACGAAGCACAGUGAGCACUUUAAGAUGCUUGACUGCAACCGUGGCUCCAAAUCUUCGUCAAUUGGAGCAAAAUUGCUGACAUCAUUCCCUGAGGGGCUUUGUGCAAUCUCUGCACAGGGAUACGUGUCCCACAGCAUCGGCACCAAGCUCAAAGUUUCCCCAAACUCUGUGGUUUCACGCAACGUUGCUUCUCAACAUGUCGUAUGUUGCCUCUUCAGCAUCCCUGCAAAUGCCAAAAAGCCCCAGCUCCUCAACUUUGCCGCUGUUGACAUUGAAGCCGUGCCGUCUGCAAGUCACAAGUCGAGCUUACCUACGCAAGGACAGCACUUUGCGAGUGGUGCUUCCCUCGUACAGCCACUUACUUUUGGACCAAUUGGAAACCUUAUUUGGAACUACCAGUUUGCUGACAAGGGAUGUUUAUCAGCUGUGGAAGAUGGUUUGAGAGACUCAACUGGGUGUACAAAUGUCCAGAUCUCUCUAAAUGCUGAACGCCACUGUCUCGUCGUCCACAUUCCUGAAAGGUUUCACGGCCUUGCAGCAAGUUUUCUCCAGCGCCUAGUGAGCCGCGAAAUCCAGAACUUGUCAAAGAAAGACAUGGAGGCCUACAUUGACCCGUCUGGAAUUUUUUAUGGAAGCGGGGCACUCAGUGUUGUUUUGGAUGGCAAGGGAAAUGCAGUGGAUGUCAUUUCUCCCGGAAACUUUCGGACCCUCAAAGUAAUGGAUGUGAAAAUUCCCAUCAGUGGGUUCCGCAACUGGAUAAAUGAAUUUGGCCGCAUUGUGCAGUACAAGAUCCUGAAAAAUGAGCGAGCAUUCUUCAUCACUUACAAGACCACUGCUGAGGCAGAACGAGCAUAUGCUGCAAUGUGUGACAAGCCAAAUGAAAUGACUGCACACUGCAUUCCUGAAGAAGCUCUGCAGCACCGACGUGUGGCUGAACAGUGCAGACCGGCUUACAGGUUAUCUGUGAGGGCUGUGAGACGUCACUGUACUGGGACUGGGUUUGCAAUACUUGAAAAUGAAGCAUCUUUGGAUUCAAUUGCAUACUGUCUCCCCUAUGAGUGUAAGUACAGAGACGCCACGAUUGUCUGUCAAAGGAACAAGAAAGAGAAAACUCAGCUCUACAUAUCUGGCAUUCCUGUAGCAGCAGACAGGGACGAAAUAAAAGAACUUCUAAAUGCUGCAUUUCCAGUGAAGAUAGUUUCAGUCCGCCUUGUGCAUGAACUUCUCUUUGAGACUUGCGCCUCAGAGUAUAAUGCAGUGUGCCGCAACGUGCAUAAGGUUCUUGGUGGGAAGGCACUCCUGGAAUUGCGGCAACCAAAGCCGAAGGACUCUGAUUUUUGUGGGAUAGCUUUCAUUGAUGAUGUGCUACAGGGGCACACUAUCUUUGAAUUAGCAUGUGGCUUACUUCUCAAAACACCUCGUGCUGUACCGAGCGUCCCCUUGGAGCUACGUCCCGUGCUUUUGGGGAUCUUUACUCUGCCGCAGCGUUUCUUUCUGUUGAUCAAGGAUGAAUUUCAAGCAUCGCUUCGAGACAUCCAGAAGGGCUAUUACCCUCAAGACAACAUAAGUGUGGAAGUACACGCAGCAGCAGGUGGGCAACCUCUGGUGCGUGUUGAGCUACAGGCGAACAACGUCAAUGACUUUAGGAAGGCUGCACAUGUUGUCAACAAGGCCCUACGAUUUGUAGAGGUUCUGAAAGAUGUCCGUCCACAGGAAGUGUUGCGUUACACCUACAUUCUUGAUCUACAAGAGACUGUGUUUGUUGAUUGGAAAGCUUGCGGGGUGCGUCUGCUAGGGAAUCCGGUAAAGGUGGCAGAGGCACAAGUGAAGAUAGAAGAGUUUGCAGCUAAAGCGGCGAAAGGAAUUUCCAAGAGUCUGCCACUUCUAACAAAAGAAGCCACAGUGGUGAAGUCUUUUAUGACCGCGUAUGGUUUCACGCUGAGGAACUUUCUGGACAAGUGUGACCUGGAUAAGGCAACGGUAGACUUCAACCAUGGGAGACUUACUGCCUUUGGAUCUGCGGCAUCACUGAAAAAGGCUAUUGAAAACUUGGCACAUCUGGAAGUGCGCCGCAUGGCAGACGACAAGGAGGAGUUCUGCCCAGUGUGCAGAGAAGUUCCAGAGGAGAACUGUCAUCGUCUGGAGUCUUGUGGCCACAUUUAUUGUGUCCGUUGCCUGGCGUGGGUCGUGUGUAAUGCUCCUCUCCCAUUGUGCUGCAUUUCAGAGGAAUGCGGACAAGAAUGGGUAGCAAUGGACAUUCGAAGAGCGUGCCACAUGGAUGAAGUCGUCCCGACAAUCUUGGGCAGGAGGGCUUUGGAGGAGUGCGUUCUCGCAAACCCAUCAGAGUGGUACUGCUGCCCAGUACCUCAAUGCCACUACGUGUGCCACUACACACAGAUUAGUCCAGCAGGAAAAGAAGCACCUUGUCCCACGUGCGGCAAUGCAGUGUGCUUUCAGUGCAACUCUCUGUUUCACUAUGGCAUGAGCUGUGACAUGUUCCGUGCACUCAGCAGUUCGGAUACGUUUUCAGAUGAGCAAUGGGUUCAGCAAGACCCAACCAGCAGGCGACUCUGCCAUGGCUGCGAAGUUGCAUUGGAGCGAAGUGGAACGGAAAGAGUCAUCAGCUGUUGGCGUUGCAGGGAACUCAGUUGCUGGGGUUGCAGACGAAUCUUUCAAGAGGCAGCAAAAGCACGUGCUCACACAUCGUGUUAACAGGACAUGUUGGGGGGUCUUAGAGCUCAGAUUGGCUCUUUGUGAAUGCCCGUUUGCAACAUGUUUCUGCAAGCACUGUAUGUAGUAUUAUUCGUUGCAGUCAACGUUAAGGGCAUGACAUGCUUUGACUCUUUGAGUAGGCGGAGAUGCAUGAUUCGUUCUGCGUAUACUAUUGUCUAAUACUGUGAUGCACGUUACAUCACAGGUGCAGCUAGCUUGGAAUAUCACGUUUGGUUGGGUUUAGUGGGAGGAAAGGGUGGCGUAUGAUUGUGUUGCUACGAUAUGAAACGUCCGUGGACACAUCACCCAUUCAGACACAACUAUUUGUAUGCAUUUGUAUUUUACGAUGUGAAAACCCAAGUUGUCAUAAGAGUUUGGAGGUGCCAUUGCAAACGGAAUUAGUGAUGCCAUCUCCCAACAUGCAAUUUACACAGGGUGCUUCAGAAUUACCGGAAUACCCUUUUCUGUCUGUUGCUGUGACACACGGGAUGUGAAGCCCACUUAAAAGUGCCUUGAGUGAUUAAUGGUGUUACAUGACACACUUGGUCAAGUUCACUGUAUGCAUAAGUGAUCUUGCUACUUUUGCUGUGCCUUAGUCAGCUGUUGCUGCAUUGUAUCCAGAGUUAGAUUAUUUUCUAUAUGCUGGUUAAUAUUAACAAAAUUGCCUAUGAAUCAAUGAUGGACUGCUGGUCGGUACGGCAUUUUUUCGUGCAUGACAGCCCAAAAUUGUACAGGCAGCCGGUCCUCAAAAGAAGCUACAAAAACCUAAUGUGAGAUAGGUUAGUUGUAUGACACGCAUGAUGCGUUACAAACUGAGGUGGAACUUUCUAGAUGUUUAGUUUUUGUUUCAUUUCUAUAUGCUUUUCUUUGUGCACCAAGUGGUUGUGAUUUUGAGAUUUGUUCUAAUCCAAAAAAUAUUAAACUGCUGUUCAAACA